This is a messenger RNA of Haliotis rufescens (red abalone), 1042 nucleotides long. RefSeq names its product ependymin-related protein 1-like. NCBI's taxonomy places the organism in Eukaryota, Metazoa, Mollusca, Gastropoda, Lepetellida, Haliotidae. Gene Ontology annotation, biological process: cell-matrix adhesion. Gene Ontology annotation, molecular function: calcium ion binding. Gene Ontology annotation, cellular component: lysosome; extracellular region. The coding region runs from base 60 to 656 and encodes 198 amino acids. The record is from RefSeq and is a predicted model, not a curated record. The transcript has 6 exons.
GAAUACCCUCGACCCACGGUGCACGGCGGCUGCAGUUGAAGACUUGGCGAAAUAUCAUCAUGACCCUGUUGGUGUUACUUCUUGCUGGGCUGGUACCAGCAUCACUUGGCAGCAUCUGUUGCCCCCCUGAACAGUGGGAGGCGUACCAGUUCAUCAGCCGCGUCGACUCCAACGGCGGAUACGAGGGCCUGCAGGCUGUGUCCUAUGACGCUGUAAGCAGAAGGUACGCGGUCUUCGGUAACUACACCGAGGGUCAGUACGCCGACUUCAAAGUCAUCUACGACUACGCGGCGGGAGUUGAAUACCGCAUUACCCCCGGGAGUAGAUCGUGCGAGACAAUCGCCAUAACGGAAAAGUUCAAGGAUACAUGUGUCCCAGAUGGUGCCGCUCUGAUGGGACCCUUCACCUUCGGCUUAGGUAGGACGACCCUUGACACCCGGGGAUACAGAUACUCCACCAAAAACAAAGGCGUCACCACUGACGUCACCAUGGUCGUACAACGUGAUAGAUGUGUACCCGUCAUCAUAAACACAAUCACCGCGGCCAGUACUGGUGACUCCUUAGUAUCUAUCGGCUACAAUAACAUGAGCCCCGGCAUCAGGGACGUCACUGUCUUCUCCCCUCCGGCAUACUGUGGGAAGGUAAAACAGAUGUAACGACAUCAUCCAGGGAGGAAAGAACACCUUUCAGAACCCUCAACAGAGAUUCAACGUUGUUCACUUUUAAGUCAACCUCAUAUAUUUGACGUUUCUGGUGUCCCCCGCCGUGAUAUUGCUAGAAUAAUGCUUUAAGCGGCGUAAAACCCUACUCACUCAAUCAUAUAUUUUACAAGAGCCGAUUCCUCUUUUGUGUUGGUCAGUUUAUGUGCAAAUAUAUUUCAGUGGUUUUGUAUCCCUUUCUGUGAAAGUUAAAAGGUUUCUUUUCUACUUAAAAUUAAGGAUGAAGUAAAUCUCCAAGUCAAACGAAAUGUGUGAACUUCUGUAUUUAGUCUAACUUCUGUGUCAUAACGGUGCACGCCAUCAAAUAAAAACAUUUAUUCAAA